Cyanistes caeruleus (blue tit) is the source of this 6666-nucleotide messenger RNA. RefSeq names its product aspartate beta-hydroxylase (gene ASPH). The record is from RefSeq and is a predicted model, not a curated record. Gene Ontology annotation, cellular component: membrane; endoplasmic reticulum. Lineage: Eukaryota; Metazoa; Chordata; Aves; Passeriformes; Paridae. Gene Ontology annotation, molecular function: peptidyl-aspartic acid 3-dioxygenase activity; protein binding. Gene Ontology annotation, biological process: peptidyl-aspartic acid hydroxylation.
UCAUUGUCGUCAGAACUAGAUUGCCAUAUGAGUUCUGAAAAGCGUUUGGCUCCUGAGGAUAACUGCUCUAAAAAUAGAUUUGGAGGAGAGGUUUCUCUUGGGUCCAGUUUCAGGUUCCAGCUGAGCUGGCUUUAGGAAGCUUGUUUGCUCCUGUUGCAAACAGGAGGAUAACCGUGAGGAUAUUUCUUAUUCUGCCUUCAGCAUUAAUUUUUGGAAAUACUGACACACUCGCUCUGUUGGUGGAAAUCGAGUACUAAUGUUAUGGCUGACGACACAGAGACUAAACAUGGAGGAGGCAAGAAUGGAAAGAAAGAAGGCCUCUCUGGAAGCUCAUUUUUCACCUGGUUUAUGGUAAUUGCUUUGCUGGGAGUCUGGACAUCAGUAGCAGUUGUCUGGUUUGAACUUGUAGAUUAUGAAGAAGUUCUAGCCAAAGCAAAGGAUUUCCGUUAUAACUUGUCAGAGGUCCUACAAGGCAAGCUUGGGAUAUAUGAUGCUGAUGGAGAUGGAGAUUUUGAUGUGGAAGAUGCUAAAGUAUUGCUAGGCCUUAAAGAAAGAUCUGUCCCAGCACAGCCAACAUCACCAGAAUCUGAGGAGUCUGUCCAGCCUGCUGAAAAUGUCGAGUCAGUGCACAAGAUGGCUGACAUAGAAGUGGAAGAGGAAAUUCAAUCUGUUCUUCAUGAAGCUCUCCAUUCCCAACCUGGAGAGAGACAUGAAGAUGUAGAUGAAAAUGUAAAUGACCAGUGGCAAGUAAAGGAAGAAAUACAUGAUGAAACUUUAGAAGUUCCUGCAACAGAUGACAUGCUCAGAGAACUUGAGAAUGAAAUUCCAGAAGCAUAUGAGACACCAGACUCAGUUCAGAAAGAUGCUGAUUCUAUGGUGGAUGAUGUUGGAGCAGUGGAGUCUGAAUCAUAUGAAAUUCCAGCCUUAGAUGAUUAUGUUCCAGAUUUGGAAGAGAGAAUAAGUGAUCCAGACACUCCAGGUGACUCUGAGGUAAUGCCAGAAGAUGCUGUGGAACAUUACGCAGAGGAUAGAGUGCAUGAAGAUUAUAGUGAAGACCAAGAACCAAAACAUGAAAAGCAGACUGAGGCUCAAUAUACAGGGGAAAUUAAUGAAGAUUUUGAUAUUGCUAAAGACCUGUCAGAAGUAGAAAGUAAGCAAACAGAAGAUGAUGUGGUCAUUGAACCAGAGGAAUCAGAAAAACCUGUUAAAGCUGAAGAUUAUUCAAAUGAUGUUCAAGUAGGGAAAAGUGAAAAAGAAACUGAACAAGACAAAACAGAAAAAGCUAAAAAGAAGAAGAAGCCAAAGCUCUUAAACAAGUUUGAUAAGACCAUUAAAGCUGAACUAGAUGCUGCAGAAAAACUACGUAAAAAAGGAAAAGUUGAAGAAGCUCUAAGGGCCUUUGAAGCAUUAGUGAAUCAAUAUCCACAAAGUCCUCGAGCAAGAUACGGGAAAGCACAGUCCGAAGAUGACUUAGCUGAGAAAAUGAGAAGCAAUGAGAUGCUGCAACAGGCCAUCAACACUUAUGAUGAGGUGGUUAGUUUGCCAAAUGUCCCUUCAGACCUGAUAAAACUGAGCUUGAAGCGAGAAGCAGACAGGCAGCAGUUCCUUGGUCGCAUGAGGGGUUCCCUGGUUACUCUGCAGAAAUUAGUUCAGCUUUUUCCCAGUGAGACUUCAUUCAAGAAUGACCUUGGUGUUGGUUACCUCUUGAUAGGAGAUAACAGCAAUGCUAAGAAAGUAUAUGAAGAGGUUCUAAGUCUGGCUCCAAAUGAUGGUUUUGCCAAAGUACAUUAUGGCUUCAUCCUGAAGGCAGAAAACAAGAUAGCAGAGAGCAUACCUUAUCUACAGGAAGGACUGGAGUCUGGUGACCCUGGCACAGAUGAUGGACGUUUUUAUUUUCAUCUGGGUGACGCGUUACAGAGAAUGGGAGACAAAGAGGCAUACAAGUGGUAUGAACUUGGAUACCAAAGAGGUCACUUUGCAUCAGUUUGGCAGCGCUCCCUCUACAAUGUCAAGGGACUGAAAGCUCAGCCUUGGUGGACAGCAAGGGAAACUGGAUAUUCAGAACUGGUGAAGUCCUUAGAGAAAAACUGGAAGCUCAUUCGGGAUGAGGGUCUUGCUGUGAUGGAUAAAAAAAGAAGCCUCUUCCUGCCUGAAGAUGAGAACCUGCGGGAAAAAGGAGACUGGAGCCAGUUUACCUUAUGGCAACAAGGAAGAAAAAAUGAGAAUGCUUGUAAAAGUGUUCCGAAAACUUGUGCUUUAUUGGAAAGAUUUCCAGAAGCUACUGGCUGCAGAAGAGGACAGAUCAAAUACUCUAUCAUGCACCCAGGGACUCAUGUCUGGCCCCACACAGGGCCCACCAAUUGUCGCCUGAGGAUGCAUUUGGGCUUGGUGAUCCCUAAGGAAGGCUGCAGAAUACGGUGUGCCCAAGAAUACAGAGACUGGGAAGAAGGGAAAGUUCUUAUUUUUGAUGACUCUUUCGAACAUGAAGUAUGGCAGGAUGCUGAAAGUUAUCGCCUGAUAUUCAUUGUGGAUGUGUGGCACCCUGAGUUAACAGCUCAACAGAGACGUACCCUUCCUGCUAUUUAGAGGGUUUCUUCUGAUGUGUGGAGCAGAGGAGUAUUAACUCCUUUGGAGUAUGAAAAUAGGAUUAAUUUAUCCAGCAUACAAAAUAUACAAGCAUUUUAAGGGUAAGAAAAGAUAAGGGUGACAUUCUACAAUCACAGUGGACUUGGUUUAAAAAGAAAGAAAAAAGAAGCCAUGUUUUGUUUCAUACUGAUACAGCACUGAUUUGUAUUGUUUUUCUGGCUGCUAGUCUGAAAACACAAGUCUUGUCAGCCAAAAGGCAAUAGAUCCGGAUUUUCAAACUGAGGAAUGUGCAGAUGUUUUUGCCAUGCCUGUAUUUUCUUUACAAAAUCAGUCACCUGCUUAACUGUGUUCAGGCACAAGAUUUAUGAUUUUACAUCUAGGGAAUACUUCCUUGCUUUCUGUCUGGGAAGCAACAUGUAAGAUAUUUGCAAACAUAUGCACACAAUUGACUUUGAAAAUCAGUAUGCAGGUGUAAUGUUAGCUGCUUUAGGCAUAGAGCAUGUCCCUAUGUUAUCACUGUAGAUAAUGUGAAUGGAUUAUGUGUGUUUUGUACUUUUUCUACCUGAGUAACUGUAUUUUUCUAGCUUAAUUAUGAACAAAUCUUCUUUAACUAACCACUAUUUUUUAAAAAAGGUGAUAAAUAUACACAAGUGUAUCUCCAGCUAUCAGCAGAAGGAAAAUGCUGUAUAUGAACAAAUUUCAUUUUUGCCAAGUGUGGCCUUCUUUUGCCUUCCUGGAAAUGUAAACAGAAACUUGCAUAAUAGCUGCCUAGUGAAGCUUUGUUCUUCUAAAACAGAAUAGUUCUCUUAGUUAGCGUGUGGCCUUCAGCUUGAUAAUGUGAUUUUGGAAAAUGUUGAGCAAAUCUGACAUUUUUAGGCUCAGAUCCUAAAGUACUUGACAGUAUAUGGUGAGCUGCUGUUUCUCCUAUCAUUACCAAAGCUUCUGCUGUGAUAUCCUAUUUCUACCCAGUGGAGGGUCUGGGACCCCUUCUUCAAGGGGCUCCUCCUUGGCUGCCCUUGGGUGGUCAUUCAGCAGAAAAAAAAAAUACAUGAAGAAUUUCUUGUGCUUUGGGCAGAAGGACAAGGUCCAACUUGGCUUCCUGCCCGAAUGCAGAGCAGACAAAGAGCUUCAGGUUAUUAACUCAUAUUAACUUCCACUGCCAGCAUCCUACCGGGUGCUAGAAUGAUCCUCUAAUUGACCUAAUGGUGUUUUCCUUGCCUUGAAAUGUGUGAUAUAAUGCUGAAGUAGUCUGAUCCCAGUAAUGUUUACAGUAUGCUCUGUAUUUGCCAUACAGAAUUUGCCAUGUGGUAAAAAGGUCUAUUUUCAAGAAAGAAAACUAGCUACAUGUUUAAGCAGUUGGCAGGUCUUUUGGGUGUGUACUGUUUAAUGGGAGAUAGAGUGUGCAGGACCCUCUGCUUUUGACUUCGAAGAACACUAACAGGGGAGAGAGAGAGCAGAGAUUUGAUGUUUAUGGCUGGCUGUUAUCUCCUCACCCACAGCACCAGCUGGCUCUGGACAGGUGUGCCAGGAUGCUCUGGGCAUCAUGACUGACACUUGUGAGUGACAAACUCUAAGCAAGGAGACACUGGGAUUACUUAGUCUCCGCAGCUUUGACUUUGUUGUCCAAAAGCCAUGGAACAGUUUUUAUUUGAGUAGUACUCAGUGUUUUAUUACUGCAGAGUCUACAUCAUGGCAUUGGAGUAUCGUGACCUGAAUGUCACAUUUGCUGAGGCAAACUGCAGAUAAGAGCUCUGAAUUCCCAUAAACUGAAUGCUUUUCAGAUUUUUGUAUUUUACUAGGUAAUUAAAUCUUGUAAUGCCAUAUAACACAUGGUGACUGCGCCAUAAAUUAGUGUAACCAGUUUCUGGAAGCGUGCACUUUAAUUUCCUCUUUUGAAUAUUAAACUGAUAAACCCUCCCUUAUCAAGAGUCAUUUUUAGACAGCUAAGAUAAUUAGGUUUUCACAUGUUGUCCAUAUCAAAAAUAAUCAUGAAACUAUACACAAUGUACAAGAAAGUAACAGUUCUCAGUUAAUAAUAAUGAAAAAACUGUAAAGAUUUAUAAGUUUCAUACUUUAGAAAAUAUAAAAAUACUUUUGGAGAUCAUUUGGAGAAUCAUGCAAAGCUUGAAAUAAGGUACUUCUUGUUGUGGGGGGUAAAAGAAUAAAAAUAUUUUUUAAAUAUCCUGUUAACUGUCAAGUCAAAGCCUAUAUUUUAUAUCUUUUUGAAGUGAUCAAACAGUAAAAAUUAUAAGGUAAUUCUCUAAAAUAAAGACAGUGUGUGCAAAAAAAAAUCAAUAACUUUUUAAACAAAAAUUGAUGGUUUAGGAAUAUUUUUAUUAAUGUUGCAUUUUAGUUUCUAUAGCUCAGAGUAAAUGCUAAAGGAGUGGUAAAGGCUUUGGAGCUUUAUUUAUGAAAAUCCAUGCCGUCCUUCAGAUUAUUUCAUUGAUCCUUUGAAGGCCCACACUUUAUCUUGUCCAACUGCAGUUGGCAAAUAGAUAAAAUUGGCAAAUAGAUAAAAGUAAUCUCCCCAAGAUGUGUGUGUGCCAGAGUAGCACUGUCUAUUAGAUUGUGUAGUGAUAUAUCGACCAUUUAAAAAUCUUAAGUGCCUCAAAUAAGACAAGGUGUUCCUGCAACACUGAAGGGAAUCUGUUCUAUGCCCACCUGUCAGGGAGCAGAGAGUGGAUAAUUUCAUUAGGUACAGUUACUGGAUUAGCUCUAUACGUGGUGAGGAUACAUAGAGCAGACUGCAGAAAUUAUGCAGUGAAUUACUGGCAUAUGGUUUUAGGUGUUCCUGUUUGCCAACUGGUAUUCUGUCUUGAAAAAGCUUUUUUGAAUGGAAGUGGUUUUUUCAAUGGAAAUCCAUUGCAAUUUGUGGUUUUUGGUUUGUUUUUUUUUUGUUGUUAGAUUUAUUUACAGAAGGAAAUGGCAGACAAGGGCAAUAUAGUUUGUAACACAGUAUGUACUCAUCACGAUGUUAGGAGGUGGCUUCCACCUUGUCUUUUGUUACCUUGCUUGCACAGAAUCUGCGUAAGAGCCUAGGGUUAAAUGCAGGCUUCAUACACUUACAUACAAGGCAUCAUAUGUAUUUAUUCAUACCACAGUUAAAGAAAGUAAAUAAUUUAUCCUUUGCGAGGUUUGAUCCUCAAGGAGAAGAUGUCAGUGGUAUUUGCACUUCUUGGGCAGGACAAGACCCAUUUUUAUGAACAGUGAUUGUAACAGAUUAUCACAAAGAUUCAAUGGCAAUGGGGGUAAGUAUAUUAACAGAAAAAUCACAAACCAAAGUAUUCCUUCCUUAGUGCUGCAGUAUAAUAGCAAAUGUCUGUCUUUUUUUGUCUCUUUGGGUUUUCACUUUCUGCUUUAAGCACAUUCUCUUUGACAAAUCCAAAUGCCUUUUAGUCUCUGUGAGCCCAGGGAAGAGAAAGGAACUGCUACCAGGACUUGACAUCCGUGUUUCCUAUAAUAGGUGGUGAUGAUGUCAGGUGGGGGAGAAUGGAAGAAACCCCAAAGAUAAAUGGGCUCAGUCAUCUUAUUUUUUAAUGUUCUUGCAAGCUUCUGCUUCUUUUUCUGACUCCUGCAUUGCUUUGCUGGGACCAUCCACUGCUGGGACCAUCCACUGGCUCUCUAUCAUGGAGGCCAGGCUUUGUAUGAAUGACAUGUUGCUGCAAUAAGAGGUUUGUCUGAGUGAGGUUAUUCUGCACAAAAACUAGUGGGUAAAUCCCAGGUGUGUUGAUAGGAUCUGGCAGGAUGUCCCUUCUGUCCUGUGCAGGCAUAAAAUGUCAUUGUAGAUAAAGGCAGUAUUUUGUUAGUCCAUCUUUUAGGGCUGGCCAUGUCCACUUGAACAAUGUCAUCACUUCAGCCUAACACUUGAGAAUUCAGUGGGUGUUCCAGUGCACAUUAAAAGCCCUUGUGCCCAUUAUCAUCUCAUUUUGUAUGUAUGGUUUACACUGCUACCUUUGAUAUAUUGUUGCCAAGUGCUUGUUCUAGUAAGUUGUCAAUGUAUGGCAAUUUAAUUGAAGAUUUAAAGUGUGUACAGUGAUUGUAACUGUUUUAGGAAAUAAAGUCACUGCACAUGCAAUUUGA